CCUGAACUAUGAAUUCUAUGAAUUUCCUUCACUAAGAAAAGUUCCCUUCCUCAUUACUAGAGCAAAGCACUCAGUGGUAACGCUCAUUGGGAAUACUUCUAUGAAGCAUGAACUUUAUUCUGGGGGAAAAAGAGUCUCCGCCAGUACUUGAUUCAAUUCCUCGGAUUACUGCUGUAUUCUCCAGAACAGAUGUUCAGCCAUGACAGGCUGUGUUUGCCUCUGCAGAGACACUUCUCAUAGGUGUGGUUGACAGACUAAUGCUGAAGAGUAUCUCUGGAGUGACAGCAGUGAUGCCAACUGAACUGGCUACUGAAAGUACCGUUCUGCAAACUCCAGCACAAAUGGUGGACAGCAACAGAAACCUGACUAUUUUGAAGACAAAUGAUGUGCCUUUCAGGAAAUCAUCUUCUUUGAAUCAAUCAUCUCAUGGUUGUAGGACAUCGGCUUUGCCUCAGGUCUGCUGGGGCUUGGAGCUCAACAUGGCCGUGCUGUUGAUGGUCUUGGCUGGACUCUUAAUCUUGGUGUUACUUUACCGGAUGCUCCUCCUGCGCCACCGACUCCGUGUUGCUCAGGCUGGGAAUGCUCUGGAGUACUUUGGGUUUUACCACAUGGCUCAGUAUGAUUUAAAGCAACCAGGCCAACCACCUCUAACUGAAGCAGCUCCACAGGUUUUCACUUCUCCUGUUACCAUUCCUUCUCCUUCAACUGUUAUCCGACCUCCUUCCAUCCAUCCUCCUCUCCAACUCUCUCCUCCACCUCCAGCACACCUGUUGCAUCUCCCCAUUAUCCACACCACACCACCCAGCCCCCACCCAUCAUGUGGGGCAGGCUCGGAUGCAGAGGUGUACUCACGUAUCAGUUUCCUGCGGCCUUCCAGACCAUCCAGUGUGAGUCAGACUCAAGUGAUCCUGUUUGAACAUUCUGCUCUUUAAUAGUGUGAUUCUUUCAGACUAAGCAGACACUAUAAAUUUCACUCCAGCUGUUUCAACUUAAGCAUAAUGAUUCUCAUAAUGUUUAAAGGGUUAGUUCACCCCCUCAAGUUUUUACUUUUGCGUACCAAUGAUUAAAGAAAGUCAUAUGGGCUUUAAACACUUUUAGAGUACAUGAUGACAAAAUGUUCAAUUUAUGGUGAAAAAUCCCUUUAAAGUGUACUGUCUUAGAUAGAUCAGACAUUGUUUAUGCACAGUCAAUUCUUAUGAGAGUUUUGUCUAAGCGAUUUACAUAAUGCCCUUCAAAAUAUAUUAUGUUUGAUUGCUUUUUAUAUUUCCUGUAAUUAUCAUUUAAAAUGUUUUACAUUUAAAAAUAACUUAAAAUGUCUUUCUUAUGUUAUGCUUUCCUAUGUUAGGAAGAAGCAACAUAAAUGUUUUUAUAACAUAUUUCUCUGUUUGUCCUGAAUCACACUGACUUAGUCAUUUCCUUUAAAGGGUGGGAUUUCCUGAGGACACUAUCCAUUGCUUUGUUUCUUUCUGCCUCUUAGGAUUUCAACAUUCCUUUCUGUCUCACUGCCUUAACAACUACCACCCCCUCCCAAAAUACAAAAUAUGAAUUAUGUAUAUGCUGUAAUACUGUGUAGAAUCAUACAUGAAAAUAUGUGGAAAUGUGUUGCUUUUAUUUUAAUUAGCUCUAAGAGAAGAACUUAUAUUCUGAAUAUAUGAGUGAAUGAACAAUUCCACAAAACGCCUUGAUGCGAACAUUUACAUGUAUUAAUAUGGCAGUUUCUUUCAUACAAAGCGACUUGCAUUCAGGGUGUACUGUACAUUGAAUCAGUAUGUGAAUUCCCAAAGAAUUGAACCCAUGACCUUGGCAUUGCUAGCGCCACGCUUCACCAGUUGAGCUACAGGAACUGUAUAAAGUGGCAAUACACUGCAACAGAGCAUUUUGUUAUCUCCAAAAUGUAUGUGAACAUUCUAAAGCCAAAAGAUAUAUUUGAAUAAUUGAUGACUCACUUAAUGUAUAAUUUAGCUUUGUAAUGUAGCUGCAGGUGGUACACAUGAUAAUCGUGGAUGAAAAGUUCAAGACCUUUUCAUGAAUUUAAAACUUACCAUGGUUUGGUGCAUUAAUCAGGAUAUUUUGUAACAUUUCAAUGUGAAUAUUAUUAUUUGGUUGUUGUUGUGUUUAUAUUUUAUUUUGUUUUUACUAUUUGUUAUACUCUGUUCAUUUGCAGCCCAAAAAAAAUAAAAAAUAAAUAAAAUGAACUUAAUGAAUAAUAAUAAUAAAACAAUUCUCCAUAACUUUUGAUGUAUUAAAGUCAUUGAGUUGAACCCUUUAAUCUCUUAAGGUGUUUUUAAAGACUCCCUGUUUCAGUAGCAUGCCAAAAGUUAAAGGCUUAUUGCUCUCUCUUCGUUUUGUUCCCAAUCAUGACACAUGUAAUGUAACUUUGUAACAUUUUGUGUUGAUACAGCAAAGCAAUCAAAGGUUAGAGCAUUACAAAAAUAAUUUAUCUGAUUGUCCAGUGGUAAAGGACAUGUUAUUUAAUGUUUGUUUUCAUGAGUUCAAUGUUUAUCAAAA
Xyrauchen texanus (razorback sucker) is the source of this 2508-nucleotide messenger RNA. RefSeq lists its product as uncharacterized. The transcript has 2 exons. Bases 258 to 932 code for a protein of 224 amino acids. The record is from RefSeq and is a predicted model, not a curated record. Lineage: Eukaryota; Metazoa; Chordata; Actinopteri; Cypriniformes; Catostomidae.